This is a messenger RNA of Chiloscyllium plagiosum (whitespotted bambooshark), 2188 nucleotides long. The record is from RefSeq and is a predicted model, not a curated record. NCBI's taxonomy places the organism in Eukaryota, Metazoa, Chordata, Chondrichthyes, Orectolobiformes, Hemiscylliidae.
UUACACAGCUGCUGUCACUUGUCAAGGGGCCAUAAAUGCACGUGAAGGAAAAGCUGUUUCUCACCAAGAAGUGGCUACAUAUCGGGAAUCAAGCUCAGAAAGUCAACAAACAAUUUGCCCCAUUGUUCUUGCAGGAACUCCCAUUCUAAUGGAUGUUUCAUUAUCAGCACCUGACUUUGCUUCAGAAUAGGCAAUAUUUCUGUUGAAGAUUUCCACCAUGGUUCCACCAAUCACCUGCUUUGCAAUUUCCUUUGUUUUGCCAAUACUUUUAAGUGAUGGAUAUAUGGACUUCCUCGCAAACCUUACAGCCGACCUUAAUCCGCCGACCAACCUCACGAUUGUGGAUAGACAGCUUGGGGAAGUGACAAUUUCUUGGAAUGAUGGCCUCAGUGAAAUCAUAAAGCAGCAUAGAUGCAUUAGAUAUCCAUUUGAAUACAAGUACUUUGAUUCUCACACUUGGCAAGAAGAUUCCAGGCUUCUGCAACCAGAAUAUAUGAAAAGAUUUGAAUUGCACAGGGGUGUUUACAUACGAGUUAAAAAUGUGCUUCUGGAUGAACACAAAAGAACAAUAAAAGAAAGCAACUGGACAGUAAUGGACAUUCAACCACCACCUGGUGAUCAAGAAACAUUGGCUUUCAAUUUCUCAUGUGUUCUCUAUAAUCAUUCAACCAUGAAUUGUACAUGGAACAGUGGCAGGCAAGCAGCAAAUGACACACAAUAUAAAAUGUAUUACAGACAGAAUGAUGUAACUCUGCAGUGUACUCAUUAUAUGGAUGUCGAUGGGAAAAAGGGAUGCCACAUUGAACCAGGCACAGUUGAUGUCGAGGAGAACAUUCUGAUAUGUGUCAAUGGAUCGAAUAGUUCAAGAACGAUUCAACAAUAUUAUACAGAAUUUGACCCACAGGAAUAUGAGGUUUACAACCCACCAGUAAACCUUGAGGUUUUGCCAAACCUGACAGUGAAGUGGGACAUGCCUCCCGCCUAUGAUAUUAAUAUUCAUUGCUUUGCGUUUGAACUGAACGUCACCGAUCUGGAUCAGGGUAGAACUGAGCUCUUCACUUGCCGGUAUGAAACAAAGUAUGUCCUUGUAAACAUCAACCCCACAACACGUCACUCUGUGAAAGUAAGGAUGAAAUUGAAGUAUUGCAAAGAAACAAAAUUCUGGAGCAACUGGAGCAAUGAGGAUUUUAUCGAACCAGUCCAAAUGUUUAACGUUUAUUGGAUGCUGAUUAUAUUGGCCGUAUUGGUAAUGGUGGUAGGAUUGAUUCUAAUGCUUGCAUUCAAAAGUUACAGCAUGUUGGAACUUGUACUCAAACCAAUCCCCAGUCCUCAAAAGAAGUUCAAAUCAUUAUUUGACGAAUACAACGGUGAUUUCCAGAAUUGGAUGAACUGUCAGGUACCAGUCUCAAACGUUGAUGAGUGCCUUCCAGUUGUCAUUGAAGAAAGUCCCCAAACUGAAGAAUUAGGAAGCUUUCACUGCCGCCAAUCCAUGCAUCUGCCAUAAUCCUGAGUGUAACAACCUGUGUUUGGAAUGCUUUAUUUCUCCCAUGGCUUGUCCGUUGCGAACUGCUCAGCAUUGUCAAUCAAGAUUUCCUCAUAGCUCAGGAUUAGUUCUGAUGCCCUAUCAGACUGAAUUCUCAUGAUCCUAACUUAUAAAUAGGUGGGUGAAGAAAUUAACAGGGAAUUACUUUUGAAUGGUACCUUGGCAGAGUCUCAUGAGUAGAGAGGUUUCCCAGAGAUGGCUAAUGGAGCCAGCCAGCCUAUUCACAUGGACAAGGCUGCCAAUGGAGACAGUAAAGAGGCCUUCGUGUGGUACAGCUUUCCUGGAACAAAGGCUGGCAAUUUAACAGAGGCUGAUGUACAGGCAGCCUUCAGAGUAAGGGGCCUCAUAUUGGUUAUAGAGAGAUAUGGGCAGGGAAAGCCACAAUGGGGCUAAGACUGAUGCAGAACAUAGGCUUCUCCUAAAUUACAACUCAUUGAUCGCUACAGAUUAAGUGCAGAACCACAAUAGAUGUACAUAGAUCCCUGAAAGUUGCCACCCAGCUUGAUACGGUUGUUAAGAAGGCAUGCAGUGUGUUAGCUUUUAUUGGUGAAGGAGUAAGUUUUGGAGCCGUGUAGUCAUGCUGCAGCUUUACAAAACUCUGGCGCAGCCGCACUUGGAGUAUGGCGUACAGUUCUGGUCACUGCA